CAAUAUAUCUGAGAAGUUAAACCGAUCGACUGGCUCCACUUUUUACCAAUUUCUCAGUUUCAUUACGUAAAUUGAACAGCUAUAUCUAACUUUCAAAAAGACAGGCUACUUACAUUUCAUAGCUUCGUAGCAAAUAAAAUUAUAUAAACAAUAGUAAAUUGCGCAAGGUAAGCUUAAAAAAUAGUAUUUGCAACCUCGUCGCGUGUCUACGCUUAGAACAAUAGAAACUUUGUUAGUCCGAUCCAAAUUUAACCGAUCACCGUUUAAACACCAGAACGAGAGAAUCAACGUGCAAAUAGAUCUUUCACUGUGCGCCAGAUCCAAGCAAAACGAAGCUCAACCGACUUAAUCGCACUAAAUCGUAACAGCCCCAUGGAAAAGUCGAACAGUGUGAUUAAAAAAUCAAAUACGGAGACACGAUAAUGCGAUCGUCCGAAAUGAUCAAUCAUCUAUAACCGAAUUUACGUCUGAAAUGCUCCUAGACGACGCGACGACGUACGCAAGAGUUGUAACAAUUAGGGCUUUUAGCGCUGCACGUUGGAUUUGCUUAACGUUCCUGGUGAUACAGUUACCGGUAACCGAACAGAGUAUGUUUGAACUGGACCCACGAAUCGUUCAGUCGUUCCUUGGAGUUUAUCAACGACGGUUCCUCGGCCGAGGUUCUCGUCGUGUGACACUCGCCUCUGAGACCACGGGGCAAACAUCUGAAAACGUGUACGCACGUUCCAUGUGUUUGGAGAUCGAUGAACUCGCGACCAUCGUCCACGAGGAAUGAACGUUCGUAUCGAGGAAUCGGCCAGUGGUGAGUCAUUGUCGUUUCCAUGAAUCGACAAAGAUAGAGUGAAGGAGAAGUGUAUAUAGAGACACGUGUUCACGGAUGAGAGGAACAGGACGUGUCAUUCUUCGUGCAACGAGGGUCCCUUGAAGAAUUUGCUGCCAUCGAACAGUACAAUUAUGGACAGAGUACAAACAAAUUUAGUCUAUCACUGUCUUCUGCUUCUUGUUUGCGUUUCCCAUGCCUCAACGAGCGAAUCGACUUUCGACGAAAUCGAAACACUUCCGGAGACCAAGAAAUACGAAGACGCUUCAACGCUCGGCACUGCUGUACAGGCAUACAGACGUCCAAGGAUGUAUCGGCGCGGUUACCACGAGGACCACGGGUCCAUGUAUAAGGAUGACCACGAUGAUCAUCACGACGAUCAUAUGAAAGACGAGGAACAGGCUAUGAAAGCCAUGGGGAAUGCAAAAUCUGAUUAUUGGGGCGGUUACUAUGAUUUUCUGAUAAACGAGGGUAGUUAUAAAUUCUGGGCCGUGUUUCAACUUGCCACCGCAGCGCUUCUCAUCUAUAGCGGCUUUGCGGCGCUUUAUUACGCCAAGGUAAAUCCGCCAACGAUAGACGACGAGUUCGACGAUAUUUUACGUCGACGGAAGCGUAGAGCGUUGUCCAUGUUCCCGCGAGAUAAAUCAUUCUGCGGUUUGGACAGUGCCACUUUUCAGAGGAUAAUCGACGCGGUCGCCAGAGAAAUUCACUGACGAAGAAGAGCGCCUACCUUUUUCUAACUUAACUUUUAUAGGAAAUAUAUGUAUAAUAAUUUUGCAAUAACAUUUUGAAAAAAUUGAAAUGAAAGCGAUUGGGGAGAAGAAAAGGAACUGUUUCAAAUUGGACAUUUCGUGGAAGAUUUGUUAUAUUCGAAUAAUUAAAAUUACAGAUACGUAUCCUUUUCUAUUCGAUUUAAAAAAAGUAUGUCUUUAUGCUUCUCUUUCUAUUAUUUAAUGUAACAGAAGAGCAUCGCCUUGCAUGUUCUUCCUAUCGUGUUUGUAAUUAAUUUAUAAUAAUUAUGUUAAAUUAUAUUGUAAUUUGUACAUAUAUGUAACAAUUAUAUGUAUAUGUGUCAUACUGUC
Messenger RNA from Bombus pascuorum, 1902 nucleotides. RefSeq lists its product as uncharacterized. The transcript has 4 exons. Bases 955 to 1533 code for a protein of 192 amino acids. NCBI's taxonomy places the organism in Eukaryota, Metazoa, Arthropoda, Insecta, Hymenoptera, Apidae. The record is from RefSeq and is a predicted model, not a curated record.